CAGGGGGAACUGCCGGGGGAACCCCAACUGCCUGGUGGGCAUCGGGGAGCAUGUCUGGCUGGGUGAGAUAGAUGAGAACAGCUUCCACAACAUCGACGACCCCAACUGCGAGCGCCGCAAGAAGAACGCGUUCGUGGGCUUAACGAACCUCGGCGCCACGUGCUACGUGAACACUUUCUUGCAGAUGUGGUUUCUUAACUUGGAGCUCCGACAAGCCCUCUACUUGUGUCCCAGCACCUGCAGCGAGUACGCGGCUGGAGAGGGCCUCCCGAAAGACAAAGACUAUGAGCCUCAGACCAUUUGUGAACACCUGCAGUACUUGUUUGCCUUGCUGCAGAACAGCAAAAGGCGAUACAUCGAUCCCUCUGGCUUUGUCAAAGCACUGGGCUUGGACACGGGACAGCAGCAGGAUGCCCAGGAGUUCUCAAAGCUGUUCAUGUCGCUGCUGGAAGAUACUUUAUCCAAACAAAAAAACCCAGAUGUUCGAAACAUAGUGCAAAAGCAGUUUUGUGGAGAGUACGCCUAUGUCACGGUCUGCAACCAGUGUGGCAGGGAGUCCAAACUCGUGUCUAAAUUUUAUGAGCUGGAGUUAAACAUCCAAGGGCACAAGCAGUUGACAGAUUGUAUAACGGAAUUUCUUAAGGAAGAAAAAUUAGAAGGGGACAAUCGUUAUUUUUGCGAAACUUGCCAGAGUAAGCAGAACGCCACGAGGAAGAUCAGGCUGCUGAGCCUUCCCUGCACGCUCAACCUGCAGCUGAUGCGUUUCGUGUUUGACAGACAAACUGGCCAUAAGAAAAAGCUGAACACCUACAUCGGCUUCUCCGAGCUCCUUGACAUGGAGCCUUUUAUGGAACAAAAAAAUGGUGUCUACGUGUAUGAACUUAGUGCCGUCCUCAUACACCGAGGCGUGAGCGCGUACUCUGGGCACUACAUCGCCCACGUGAAGGAUCCGCAGACGGGCGAGUGGUACAAGUUUAACGACGAAGACAUAGAAAAGAUGGAGGGGAAGAAACUGCAGUUGGGGAUUGAGGAAGAUCUAGCGGAACCUUCUAAAUCCCAGACUCGGAAGCCCAAGUGCGGGAAAGGGACUCACUGCUCGCGCAACGCCUACAUGCUGGUGUACAGGCUGCAAACCCGGGAGAAAUCUCUGACAAUCGAAGUACCAGCUUUUCUGCAGGAGCUGGUAGAGCGCGAUAACUGCAAGUUUGAGGAGUGGUGCAACGAAAUGGCUGAGAUGCGCAAACAGAGCGUGGCCAGAGGCAAAAUCAAACACGAAGAGGUGAAGGAGCUCUACAAAAGGUUACCCGCUGAAGCUGGUUCCCCGUACGACUUCAUCUCUCUCGAAUGGCUGCAGAAAUGGCUGGAUGAGUCUACUCCUCCAAAACCUAUAGAUAACACAGCCUGCCUGUGCUCACACGGCAAACUCCAUCCGGAUAAAAUAUCCAUUAUGAAGAGGAUAUCGGAGUACGUGGCUGAUUUCUUCUACAGGAGAUACGGAGGAGGGCCACGACUGAACGUCAAAGCACUUUGCAAGGACUGCGUGGUAGAAAGGUGUCGAAUCCUGCGACUGAAAAACCAGUUAAACGAAGACUACAAAACCGUUACGAACUUGCUGAAGAUAACAGUCAAGGGGAAUGACGGGUUUUGGGUCGGAAAGGCGUCCUUGCGGAGCUGGCGUCAGUUGGCUCUGGAGCAAUUAAAUGAGCAAGAUGAAGAUGCAGAGCACAGUAAUGGAAAAAUGAAUGGAAAUGCACAAAACAAAGAUGAAUCCAAUGAAGAGAAGAGAGAGGAGGAAGAGGAGUUAAAUUUUAAUGAAGACAUCGUUUGCCCACAUGGUGACCUGUGCAUAUCUGAAAACGAGCGGAGGGUGGUUUCGAAGGAAGCCUGGGAGAAACUCAAGCAAUAUUUUCCAAAGGCCCCUGAAUUCCCAAAUAACAGAGAGUGCUGUUCCCAGUGCAAGAUUUUGGAGCGCGAAGGGGAGGAGAACGAAGCUCUGCAUAAGAUGAUGGCCAGCGAGCAGAAGACUUCUCUCCAGAACCUCUUUCAUGAUAAAUGCAGACCUUGCCUGGGCAGCUGGCCUCAGGAGACAGAUGAGCUGUAUAUCGUUUCGCAGUUCUUUGUAGAAGAAUGGAGGAAAUUUGUCAGGAGGCCGACACGAUGCAGCCCCGUUUCCUCGGUAGGAAACAGCGCUCUGCUCUGCCCCCACGGGGGGCUCAUGUUCACCUACGCUUCCAUGACCAAAGAAGACUCCAAACUUAUAGCUCUAAUAUGGCCCAGCGAGUGGGAGAGGAUUCAAAAACUCUUCGUCGUGGAUCACGUCAUCAAGAUCACCCGAACGCAGGCUGCCGGGGCGGACCCGGAGAGCACGCUUUACGUCUCUGAGCCCCAACUCUGUCCAGAGUGCAGAGAAGGGCUGUUAUGCCAGCAGCAGCGGGACUUGCGUGAGUACACCCAAGCAACCAUCUACAUCCAUAAAGUGGUGGAUAAUAAAAAG
This is a messenger RNA of Phaethon lepturus (White-tailed tropicbird), 2494 nucleotides long. RefSeq names its product ubiquitin specific peptidase 48 (gene USP48). Lineage: Eukaryota; Metazoa; Chordata; Aves; Phaethontiformes; Phaethontidae. The annotation marks the transcript as partial. The transcript is spliced from 20 exons. Gene Ontology annotation, biological process: protein deubiquitination. Gene Ontology annotation, cellular component: cytosol; nucleus. The record is from RefSeq and is a predicted model, not a curated record. Gene Ontology annotation, molecular function: cysteine-type deubiquitinase activity; cysteine-type endopeptidase activity.